AUGGACGCCCGGUCUCGAAUACGCUCCCGUGAGGCCCUGCCCGGUCAUCCAGCCACGAAAACCCCGACUAUCUCCUGUUGCUUGGUUCUUCCAAACACUCAUGUUCUGCUUAGCACAAUUUCUAAGGGGAUGAAUUUGGAGCCCGAACUCCGAAACACCACAUUCGAUGCAGAACUUUCACGGCCAGCCUGGGGAGGAAAACACUUGCGCCAAAACAGAAUCAUGAUGAAUAUCUGA
This is a messenger RNA of Mesocestoides corti, 237 nucleotides long. Lineage: Eukaryota; Metazoa; Platyhelminthes; Cestoda; Cyclophyllidea; Mesocestoididae. The record is from the annotation of a GenBank genome assembly.